Molecule: messenger RNA, 2087 nt
Organism: Dreissena polymorpha
Lineage: Eukaryota; Metazoa; Mollusca; Bivalvia; Myida; Dreissenidae
Exons: 4
Coding region: 109-903 (264 amino acids)
Source: RefSeq, a predicted model, not a curated record
UCAAGACGACGUUUGUGACGUCAGUUGUUUAUAGCUAACGCUAACAACCGACAACGCAGUAACGAGCUCCGUGAAUAAAUACAGAAAACGAAGUAUAUUGCGUCAAAUAUGGCUCAAGAAAUUUAUAAAAACAAAAGCCUGAAUCUCCAGAUCUCCGUCUCUGACGGCUUUCGGCGGCAGGUCGUGCAGUCGUCAGGUGGCGACACAAGGGUGGUCGUCUCAAAACCCACCGGCGACCUCCGCAACGUCCUCAAUGCGAGGCGCUCGCGGGCCGGCAGUUCUGUGGAAGACGCCACUCCACGCUCUGAAACCGGAUGCUAUGUUGGUCAGACUGGUGACUUGCGCCAAUGUCUCAAUGAGAUGCGCGCGCAAUCCAUGUCUCAGUCAACCAACAUUCGGUUUCAGCGAAUUGCCGCCGUCUUUUAUCAGCUGAGACGCCAGCUGGGUGGUGUGGUUAUGGGAAACGGUUCAUCCAUUCUCUCUUAUCUGUCAUCUCUCGUGCCGGCUCACACUUUGUCACGUGCCAUCAUGGUGCCUAUGGCUUCCGCGCGUCUCACAGAGGGCGCGUCAAAUGAUUAUCCCGUUCUCGCUCACAGAAGGUUUGGGCGUAAGCGCCAUAGCAGCUCCCUCUCCGACGAAGGAGCGCCGGAAGUAGCGGACGAGCCUCCCGCCAAGCGAGCCCGCCUCAAGUUGCGCCUAACAGUUGCAGCUCGGUUCCGUGGCAUCCAGAUAGACGCCUUUCAUUGGCAGGCAAACCCCUACGUUUGGCAGAGAGAAGACUACAUAUGUGAACAGAAAAAGUCGAGCACGUGGGGACGGGACCACUACGCGUGGCAGAGGGAAGAGUGUCAAACCCCUGUCAGGCCUGCCGCGUGUUACACGUGGAAGAGACCGGCCCCUUAGAGGGCGCGUGCGCGCUGCACUCGUUUGCCUUAUUCUGUAUUUACAAAUCUCAAUUCUUUAAAUAUUUUGAUUCGUAGGUUUUAAUUAACAUUUGAUAAUGUUUAGUUAAUUUACUAAAUUUGAUAAUGUUUAGUUAAUUUACCAAAUUUGAUAAUGUUUAUUUAAUUUACCAAAAUAUGAUAAUGUGUAUUUAUUUUACCAAGUUUGAUAAUGUUUAGUGAUCAGAUGAGAACAUUUCCUUGGAUAUUUUUAACAUACUGUGCUUAUGAGGGUUUUUUUUUAAUUUAUGGUCAGAAAUGUAAUCAUAUCUUAUAUGGUCAAAAUGCCUAUGAUCAUGCUUUACUAAUUAGCUAUUCACUAGUUUGAUACUUUUAAUUACAAAUUGGUCUCGCUUUUAUAAAACCUCAGCCAAAUAUAUUUUUGUAUAUUUUUGUAUAAAAAACUCUAUAUAAAACAUCGAUAAAAGGGAGUUAAUUGGGAAAUGCAAUUAACGUUAAGUAGUAUAAUUGAGAUUAGUGAAUACUGGCAAUGCCUUUAUUAUUGUUUACGCCAUGAAAAAAAAACUUAUCUUAAUGACAGUUAUCACAAUAGUGCAAAUUUUAGUUGUUCAGUGGCUAAGUUGAAAAGCUACAUUGUCAUCAUAUUGACAUUGAAUUGAUUUGUAUAAUGUUUUAGGCAUUUGCUAUUCAAAUAACAUUUUUUAAAUCUUACAUUUUACAUGUUGCAAAUGUAAAUGGUAACUGCGUGACCUUUUUAUGAGUUGUCCAUCAAAGAUAGUUCUACAGAAUAUAUUGUUGGAAUUUAAGAAAUAAUUUAGAUAAAUAUUGCAUAUUUAUGUAUAUAAGGUUUAAAAUAGUUUGUUUGUACUCAUACUAACAAGAGUUAAUGUGGAUAUUUAAAGUAUAUGAGUUGGGUUCGGUAGAUAUUCGAUUUCAAAGCAUGAGUUUUCAGAUUAAAUGAUACUUUAAUAAAAGAAGUGCCCACGGGGGGAAAUAUUUAUUUUCUAUGAACACUUGUGCAUAGUGAUCGAUAAUCAACCGAAAAGCCAACAAAGUAUUUGUUUCAUUUGAUGCUUUUUCCACACUUAAUUUUCAUUUUAAAACAUUAAAAAAAAACAAUUUUGCGGGACUAAUAAAAACAACGUCAUUCGAUGUAACCAAGAGAAAUACAUUAAUAAUUAUGUA